AAUAAUAAUAGUUGUUUGAAUAUAUUCACAGAAUUGUUGGAUGUUGAUAAUUUCUACGGAGCCAUUGCUUGCUUAGACUUUAUUGAAUGAAAAUUGAAAAAUAUUCAAAUUUUUCUUAUAAACAAAAUGCGGUUGUAGAAAUUUGAAAAAAUGUGAAGGUAGUGAUGAAAGGUGUCAUUAGUAACAUUUUAAAAUUUUUCUGAAGGAAUUAAUGGAAUAAAUUGAAUUUUUAACGUGAAAAUGGAAAGUCUUUAUGUUAUAGCAUUAAAACCGAAGAGGUUAAGGAUGACGAAUCACUUCUGUUUUCUCAACUUGAUCAGUUUCGGGCGAGUGCUUCAAGUUCAUUUUCGACCCUUCAAGAGAAUUCUGACGAUAGUACUUCCCUAGUGUUUCCUGAAUCAUUUGGAGGUUCUGAUUUCGGAGGACUCUUGAACGAAAAUGGUUUUGCGGGCAGCUUUUGUAAGCCUGAAACGGCGAAGAUGUACUGUAAGCCAGAGGUUAUAAAAAUUCAUUCAGUGAAAUACAAAAUUUUGGAUGGAAAACAUGUGAAAAUUUGGUCGUGUGGUAUAUGUGGUAAAGAGUUUGGUCACCAAUAUACUCUUAUGCGCCAUCUACCGACGCAUACAGAUGAAAGAAAAUUCCAGUGCAACACUUGUGGAAAAGCUUUCCGCCAAAUGUCCACCUUGUCUCAACAUCGAGCCAUCCACUCUGCAGAGCGUCCAUUUAUAUGCGGAGUCUGUCAAAAAACUUUUAAUCGUGUGUCCACCUUAAUCUCUCACAGAAAAACACAUACCGGCUUGAAACCCCACAGAUGUCACUUGUGCAACAAGGCUUUCCAUCAGAAAGGAAAUUUGAGAAACCACAUAUUCACCCACACCAACGAGAGACCUUAUAAAUGUGAUAUUUGCGAAAAGGGAUUCAACCAAAUGUCAAAUUUGAUGUGUCAUAAACUUAAGGCUCACCAACGCGCCGACAAACCAAAGUACGUCUGCAGAAUCUGCGGCCAAGAUUUCACCAAACGCAUCGGACUGCGCAACCACGAACAACAUCAGCACGGCCUGAAUCAGAACUUGAUCAACCCUGCGUCACAACCAGAAAGAAUGAAGUACUCCAACGCGAUAAUCGUGGAUCCCAUCAGAACCGACGCCAUGCGACUGGCAAUGCAGUCCAAUCAAACGCCGUUCGCCCUGCUGAGACCUCUGACUGGCAUACCAGUGCUCGUCAGGGUUCUGCCUGCUGGAGACAAGCAGAUGCUGAUACCGGCCACUGCCGACGACCUGAAGAAGCACGGUCAGAUUUCCAUCAUCCCCAAAGUGAAUCCGGAUGAGAAUUCGAAUAAUAAUCCUAAUGAAUCGGAGAAUGCAGACAAACAAGGUACGGGCAGUUUUGGAAGCACCGUACAAAUAAAAAUUCCUGUGGUUGCCACCGUUAUUCAACAGAGUGGACGAGAUGGUAUGUCCAUGUCCAUUGUGAGUCCAGGCCCCAAUGGUGAAGUUAUCAACAAGCAAGAAUGUACUAGUAGAGAAAAUAAUAGUUUCGUUUUCACCUCUACGCUAACCGGUCCACAAAAUUCCGUUGAUUUGGUCAACAACAAGAACAUGUACGAUCAUAACCAAAUGGAAAACGCAGAAAUUGAAUUUUUCGAUCAAUCGGGUCACAUAAUUACUGAAGAACAGUUUCGAAAUGAUUAUCAACUGACUCCUAAUUCUUUCUACCAAAACAAUGGAAUAGGACUUCCGUCACAUUGCAUACAAAAUGGAAACGAGGACAAUUUCAACUCGGAGGCUUGCAUUUCAAUGAGGGCUCUUGAAGGACUUCAAGCCAAUGGAGAAGACGAUUCUCCGCACUACCUCAUGCCAUGGAGUUUUUGAAUUGGUGAAGUUUUGAUACUAAGAUUUCUCUUCUUUGUUCGCUUCAAGAAUUUAUCUGCGUUCGAUGUUAUUGUUUAAUUAUUUUAUUACUUAUCUGUAGAUGUUUCAAUUAGUGAUAGUUCAAAUUUUAUUGUGGUCGAAUGAUAAGGUUGAAAAAGUGAAUGUGUUAUCAUCAAUAAAUUGGAAUAAGUAUCGUAAA
This is a messenger RNA of Harmonia axyridis, 2070 nucleotides long. Its product is annotated as zinc finger protein 567-like. The transcript is spliced from 11 exons. NCBI's taxonomy places the organism in Eukaryota, Metazoa, Arthropoda, Insecta, Coleoptera, Coccinellidae. Bases 480 to 1871 code for a protein of 463 amino acids. The record is from RefSeq and is a predicted model, not a curated record. Gene Ontology annotation, cellular component: nucleus.